This is a messenger RNA of Sitophilus oryzae (rice weevil), 534 nucleotides long. RefSeq names its product craniofacial development protein 2-like. NCBI's taxonomy places the organism in Eukaryota, Metazoa, Arthropoda, Insecta, Coleoptera, Curculionidae. Gene Ontology annotation, molecular function: catalytic activity. Bases 1 to 534 code for a protein of 177 amino acids. The transcript has a single exon. The record is from RefSeq and is a predicted model, not a curated record.
AUGAUAAUAAUUGGGGUGUAUGCUCCUUAUGACUCCUCAGAUAAUAAUAUUAAAGACGAUUUUUACGAGGAUCUUAAUCACGUGAUAUCUGGUAUUCGAACAAGUUACGAUAUAAUCAUAGCAGGAGAUAUGAAUGGAAGAGUUAAGAGUCGAGAAAAUAAUGAAAUUGUUGGAAAGUAUGCAGAAGCGGUAGAAAAUAAUAGUGAAGAAAGGUUGCUGGAAUUAUGUAGUGAACAUCAGCUCAAACUUAUGAACACAUAUUUUCCUCAUAAAGACAUUCACCGGUUCACGUGGGAGAGGCCGUCUCUCAAUCAAAAGUCCAUUAUAGAUUAUAUUAAAGCAAGGACCAAAUCUGAGUUUCGUGUAAAUGACGCCAGAGUUAAAAGAGGGGCAAACUGCGGAACAGACCAUCACCUGUUAUUAGCCACAAUAGUGUAUCCCUUUCCCAGAAAACAAAACAAUUUAAGAUUAUCAGAACAACAAACAAAUAAUACAACAGAGAAAAUCAGUGAAAUACAAAAUAGAGUUACUUAA